AUGGCUGAAACUACUUUAAUGCCCUUCUCCAUACUUCCGUCAUGCGCCUAUGAAUGCGUCCAUCUCUACGAUGCCAACGCUGCCUGCGUGCCGCCGGCCGUGACAACAGCUGCUCUGGUCACGUAUGCCAACUGCUUUUGUAGCGACACCCGAGUGGCCCCCUUCAGCACCGGCACGGCUGGUGUUUGCGACACGGCCUGCACCACAGAGUCGGGCGGCCUCGGGAGCAUUCACACAUGGUUCUCAAGCUUCUGCUCGGUCAAUGUGGCUGCCUACGAGGCGGCAGCCACGACCGGAGCCGCGGCCACGGCUGCUACCUCCGGCACUGCCAACCGCAAUGGCACCAGUUCGGACUCCGGCAAGGGCCAAUCGACCGGCCAAGCAUGGCUGUCAUCGCACAAGCAGUGGGUUGCUUUCAUCGUCAUCGUCGUUGUCGGCAUCGCCCUCAUCUGGAUCGGUGCCGCCAUGUGGCGCCGCCGCUAUCUUCGUAACAAGGACCGGCAAUUUGCCCUGGACAAGUCUCUAGCCGCACACUCGAGCGCCGGCCCCAACAUUCCCUCUUCUGGCAGCCAGUCGCAGGCAGACGUUCACAAUCCACAUGUCGGGGUUUUUGCACCCGCGAACCCGAACAUAGAACCCGCCUACAAUACCGAGAAGACACAGCCGGGCAGCACAGAGCGGAGAAGGCCUUAA
Grosmannia clavigera kw1407 is the source of this 693-nucleotide messenger RNA. RefSeq lists its product as uncharacterized. Bases 1 to 693 code for a protein of 230 amino acids. The transcript has 3 exons. Lineage: Eukaryota; Fungi; Ascomycota; Sordariomycetes; Ophiostomatales; Ophiostomataceae. The record is from RefSeq and is a predicted model, not a curated record.